Molecule: messenger RNA, 2253 nt
Organism: Penicillium digitatum Pd1
Lineage: Eukaryota; Fungi; Ascomycota; Eurotiomycetes; Eurotiales; Aspergillaceae
Biological process (GO): signal transduction
Source: RefSeq, a predicted model, not a curated record
AUGCGAGGGACAACCGGAGACGUCGAAAUGGCCACACCACCUACGCUUGUGAACAGUAUUGGCCAGCAGAAUCUCUCGAUCGCGAGAAGCAGAUCUCGAUAUCGUCGCAAUCGGCCAGCAUCAAAUGAAAAUCUCGUACCUCCUACUCCCGCGAUCCCGGGUCACGCGCGACCUCGGCUGGAGGUGCGGCGGAAUGAACCACGAGAACGUGAACGGCCCGCAACCAGUCAUUCUGGGACCACACAAAAUGAGGAGGAAGCGCAUACGCGCGAGGUGGAUCGACAAGGUGCGAUGGAAAAAUUGACUGGAGGAGAGAACUCAGCACAAGACAUUCGGCGGCCUCAAGUGUCUGUCCUGUCAAAGCAAGUCGUGCAACAGCCCCGAUCGCAACCUGUGCUGGCGCAUCCCCCACGCAGUAACAACUCAGGAAACGAUGGUAAUCGCAAGUCUUUCUUUCAGAUGGUCAAACUUUCAAGGUCCACCAAGAAAAUGGGGCCCCUUCCGAACUACAUUGGAGUGGGUGGAACCGGAGUGGUCCCAGGAGUUGACGCUCCUGUCAGCGCUGUUAACGCUGGAAAGCGAAAUGCCCUGGUCAAAUAUGGAGAUACCUCCGCGAAUCUCACUGUCAACCCGUCAACGCAAGUCCGGGACAUACUGCUAGAUGCCACCAAGCACUUAUCUCGGGACAUUGAUGCGGAUAGAUUCAUUCUCAUGGAGUCUUACUCUCAAGUUGGCCUAGAACGUCCUCUGCGACGCUAUGAGCAUGUUCGGGAAAUCAUGAACUCCUGGUCACACGAUGCAGACAAUCAGUUCAUCGUGAUUCCCCCCUCUAGUGUGGAUGCUUUAACUCAGCUCGAUGCUGGGCAUGCUCCCAGCGAGCAACCACCCCCAGUGACUGUCCAUAUUUACCAUUCCCAGCGCCGUCGCAAAUGGGAUAAGCGAUAUGUCACCUUGCGUGCUGACGGACAAGUGACAAUCUCAAGAAAAGAGAGCGCCAAGGAACAGACCAAUAUCUGCUAUUUAUCCGAUUAUGACAUCUAUUUCCCUAGCGCUCGAGCGCUUAACAAGGAUAUCAAGCCGCCAAAGAAGCUGUGCUUCGCAAUCAAGAGCCAGCAGAAAUCAUCCAUGUUUCUGUCCACCGAAAACUACUUGCACUUUUUUUCAACCAGCGAUAAGUCUGUUGCAGAUAAAUGGUACCGGGCAGUACAGAAGUGGAGAAGUUGGUAUCUUGUCAACAAAAAAGGAGCAGGCCAAACACCAGAGACCGAGACGCUCGUGAAGCGCGCUGGGACGAAGAAAUCGUCUCAUCAACCGAGAAACGUGCACAACGACGUGCCACUCCUAGAACGGGAGACUUCGACCGAGUCUUCAAAUCGUGAAAGCUCUGACCAACGGAGGCCGACAAGCUCCAAAGACGUCUUUUCCCGGCAGAAACCCCUUCGUGAACACGUCCCCCCACCAUCGUCAUAUCCCCACACCUUGACAAUCGAUACUGAUACCGAAGGGCCUUUCGCCGACACCCAGGCAUUGCUCUCGGGCCUUUCGCCCCAGGAAGUGGAAACCUCUACGUUUGCACCAUCCGGACUCCUAGGCCGAACUUACACCCAGCGACAAAAUGCUAUGCGGGAACGGGAGGAUCGCGAUAAGAAAGCCAAACAGGAGGCCUUUUCAGGCACUGGCUUUAUGAGUGGAGACUCUAUACAGACCCCCGGCCAGGACUCAAAUCCCAACAGCCGGACCAACACAAUGACUCGUGCCCCAGACGCAUCGGCUUUCACUCAAACUCCGUCUCUUAAACAGAAACCUCUGGUUGACCUCACCCCAGUCUAUGCCGAGCCACCACAGCAUAGCCGCAAGGGCAAGGGUCGCGGCGUCCAAGUCCAACCCGGUAUGCAACUGAUUGACGGAGCCACUGGUCCAGAUCAGACCUCGGGAGGAUUCUCCAUCCCACCUGCGACUUCCUGGCGCCGACCGGCCGCAGACACCACACCUCAGCGGCGAAACACCACCCGCAGCGUGGGCCAUCAUUCAAACAAAUACGCGACCCUGGCUUCUGCUGAAGCAAGCUCGGCGAUUUCUGCCGGCAAGUUCACUGCAAACAGCCUGCUGGCACACUCGGCCAGCACUUCUAGUCAUCGGAAUCCGCGCACCGGACAUGGUGUCGCAACGGGUGACCGUAAUGCCACACGGCCGUUGCUGGAUAUGUCUCCGGAGAACCCCUUCGCAGAUGGUAGUCUACUCCGGCAGCUCUAA